This is a messenger RNA of Helobdella robusta, 381 nucleotides long. RefSeq lists its product as hypothetical. The transcript is spliced from 3 exons. The annotation marks the transcript as partial. Gene Ontology annotation, biological process: protein dephosphorylation. Gene Ontology annotation, molecular function: protein serine/threonine phosphatase activity. NCBI's taxonomy places the organism in Eukaryota, Metazoa, Annelida, Clitellata, Rhynchobdellida, Glossiphoniidae. The record is from RefSeq and is a predicted model, not a curated record.
AUUGUUGAAAAGCCUGGAUCAGAUAGUGGAUGCACAGCUGUUGUUGCCUUGCUCAGGGGGAAGGAUUUGUAUGUGGCUAAUGCUGGAGAUUCCAGGUGCGUCGUGUGUCGAGGUGUGAAAGCAUUCGACAUGUCCAUCGACCACAAACCGGAGGAUGACAUUGAGACGCAGAGAAUUCACAAGGCGGGUGGUAAAAUAACGUGCGACGGUAGAGUCAACGGGGGCCUCAAUCUUUCCAGGGCCAUUGGCGACCACGUUUACAAACGCAACACAAAGUUGGAGUUGAAAGAUCAGAUGAUAACAGCUCUACCAGACAUCAAACAUAUCACACUGACCGAUGAAGAUAAAUUCAUGGUGCUUGCUUGUGAUGGUAUAUGGUAA